AUGUCUGAAUCACCAUUAAUCACUCCAUUAUUACAACAAUAUCAAUUAGAAUUAUAGACUAAAUUGAAUGAAUGCUUUGAAAACAAUGAAGUUAAAGGAAUGCUUCAUUUUAUAGAAUAACUUGGAUAGGAUAUAAAGGAUGAGCCUUAACUCUAAGAUUUACUAAAUCUUCAAUUAUUAAGAAAACUAAUGAAACAUCUUUCAUCCACUAAUCCUCAAUAAGUCAGAAGCUCUAUCAUAAUAUUGGAUGCAAUAAUGCAAAGAAAAAUAAUAGCAAAUAGACUUCUUCAUUAGAGAGGUGCCGAAAGAACUAUGGUGGAUCUAGCCAAUAGUUUAUUGAAUUUAUAAUAAUAAUUGAGACAUACAUCUUUGGAAUUACAUAUAGAUGAACUCUUAAUGGGUUUAUAAGUUAAAUAUAUUGAUAAGAAGUAAUCAGAUUUAAGUUUAUUGAAAGUGGCUUUGAAAUCAUUUUAGGAUAACAACAGUCUUUUUAUUAAAUAAUUGUAGAUAGUAUUAUCUUCUUGUGAAAGCAUUAUAGAUUAAUAUUAUCUUUUUGGAGGUCAUCUCUAAGAACUUAUUUACGAAUAUCUUUUAAUGAUUAGAUAGAUGGAAGAAAAAUAAUAGGCGAACUUCCUCACUUAACUUUUAGGGAUUUAUGAAAGGUAUAUUUUGGAUGUAUAAUAUACAAUAUAAGAAAUGCAAUCCAGAACUUACUAUAUUAAAAUAGAAAAACAAAUGAUUUUACAUUAAAUAUCCAACAUGUAUAAAAGUUGUGCUCAAUUACUGAAUAUGAUAUUAGUAUUACCUGAAGAAAUUAUACUUUAAAAAAGAGUUUACCUCAUGAUUAAAGUCUUAUAUAAAUACAUUCCUGAUUUGAGAAUUGCUUUAAUGGGACCAUUAUAAUUAGUAAUGCGUAAUUUAUCUCUGUUUUUACAUAAGGAUGCAUAAGAAUACAAAGAAAUUACUAUUUUUUUGUAUCAAUUAAUUCAUUCAUCAGAUUACGAUGAUAAAUUUAAAUAGUCUCUUCUUGAAGAUGAAGAUCUGGCUUAUCUAAGAGAAAAUAAGUAAAUUGUUAUUUUUAUUUAAUUAGAUACUUCUCUGUUAAAGCUUUAAGUUAUGUUGACGAGUCAUAAACUGUACCAUCUCUAAGAAACUUAAACAUUUAAGCAGCCUUUCCUUGUUAUGCUAUCGUUUAAGCUGCAUCUAUCUAUUGUUAUUCAUUCAUGGUUGAUAAACCUAAUUCAUUAAUAUUCUGGAGUUUCAGAACUCUAGAUUAUGAUGUCUCAUUUGGACUAUUCAAAUUAUUAACUAUUGAAGAUUUGGGAAUCAUAGAUUAUCUUAAUGAAAGAAAUGGAGUUAAAUCCUUGAUCAAACUUUAAAGAAUUGAAUCUCAUAAAUAACCAAUCAUUGGAGUCACUGUUAUAUCAAACCCAGGACUUUAUAGAAUUGUUUUUGAUAAUAGUUAUAGUUAUCUUAGGUCCAAAUAGUUGUUUUACAGUAUUCAUUUGCUAGAAACUAAAUGA
Molecule: messenger RNA, 1523 nt
Organism: Paramecium sonneborni
Lineage: Eukaryota; Ciliophora; Oligohymenophorea; Peniculida; Parameciidae
Source: the annotation of a GenBank genome assembly